AUGGGUCACGGUCCACCAGGACAUCAAAACUUUGGUCCUCCUGUAGGUUCAUUGAACCCAAGUGUUCCUGUUGUAGCCCAAUUGCAGGCAUCUGUUCCUGGUAUUCCAGUAAACAAGCAGCCUCUCAACAAAGUCCCUAGCAGAACUGUAUACGUGAGCAAUCUUAAUGAAGACGUGAAGAUCGAUGUUUUGAAAAACACACUUCGUACCUUGUUUAAACAAUAUGGUGAGGUUUUGGAUGUUGUGGCUCAUGGCAACAUUCGUAUGCGUGGUCAAGCUUUUGUUGCUUUUCCUGAUGAGGAAAGUGCAACAAAAUCCAUCAAGGAAUUACAGCACUUUACACUCUAUGGAAAGCCGUUGGUUGUUCAAUAUGCCCGCAACCGAUCGGAUGUUCAUGCCAAAGCAGAUGGAGACUAUCCUGACCAUUAUAAGAGACGCUUAGAGAGAAAGGUGUAUUUGGUAUUUAUAGAGGAAGUCAGAAAUCUCCCAUUACCUGGAUCUCACAAGCCUACAUUUGCCCCUGCUGGAUCCAUUCCUCCUCCCAGCAACAACACCUUCUCUUCUGGACAACAUAUUCCCGACGAAUACUUGCCUCCCAACUCUAUUCUCUUCUUGCAAAACUUGCCCGAGGAUAUCGAACACAAUCAGCUUGUGGAGCUCUUCCAGCGCUUCCCUGGUUUCAUUGAAGUUCGUAUGAUCCCUACCAAAAAGGGUAUUGCUUUCGUCGAAUACACAAACGAGAUGCAGGCUUCGAUUGUCAAGACCGAAUUGGCCAACCAUACAUUCGAUCCCGAGCAUGUCAUGAAGGUUACCUUUGCCAGAAAGUAA
Molecule: messenger RNA, 828 nt
Organism: Phycomyces blakesleeanus NRRL 1555(-)
Lineage: Eukaryota; Fungi; Mucoromycota; Mucoromycetes; Mucorales; Phycomycetaceae
Exons: 5
Coding region: 1-828 (275 amino acids)
Biological process (GO): mRNA splicing, via spliceosome
Cellular component (GO): U1 snRNP
Molecular function (GO): U1 snRNA binding
Source: RefSeq, a predicted model, not a curated record